Suricata suricatta (meerkat) is the source of this 1629-nucleotide messenger RNA. It is a transcript of the gene HEMGN, whose product is annotated as hemogen. The record is from RefSeq and is a predicted model, not a curated record. Gene Ontology annotation, cellular component: nucleoplasm. Bases 125 to 1543 code for a protein of 472 amino acids. Gene Ontology annotation, biological process: regulation of osteoblast differentiation; cell differentiation. The transcript has 5 exons. Lineage: Eukaryota; Metazoa; Chordata; Mammalia; Carnivora; Herpestidae.
GUGAGCAUUUGUGGGGAACUUCUGUGGCAGUCUCCCACUAGAUUCAAUUGUGGUCAUGGAAAAGUGAAUCAGGAGAGGCUGCUUGUGGAAGUCAGACCAAAUAGCAGGAAGGUAUUACAACAAGAUGGAUUUGGGAAAGGACCAAUCUCGCGUGACGCUCCAUCAGACACCCGGUCCUCCUCAAGAAAAGAACCAUGUUCCAGAAAUUAUUGGAACUUGGAAUCUGCGAAACAGAGAACAACUCAGGAAAAGAAAAGUUGAAGCACAAGAGAAGCAAACUUCACAGUGGCAACUUGGAGAGAAAAAAUGCAAGAAGCCAAGAACAGGAAAAGGAAAUAAAAGAGGCAGAAAGAGACAACAAAACACAGACCUGAAGGUGGAGCCUCAGUCACAAUUUAAAAAGGACACGGGGGAGAGAGCACUAGUGCCUAUGGAGAAAGGAACUGAACCGCCUAGGACUAUAACCGAAGCGCUCUCUCUGGAAGCCUCUCCCAAAAACGUUGUGCCCGAGAAAAAAUUUUCUGCAAUGGAUCAAGAAAGCACUAUACAUCAGGAAAAUUCUUCUGAGUUACAAGAAACAGCAACACAAAACCACCCUUCUGAAAUGUGCCAAGAUAUGGCUGACCCUGAAGUGCUCUCUCCUAAAAUGUGCCAAGAAACAGCUGUACUUCAAGGCCAUCCUUCCAAAAUGUGCUCUGACGUGGCUGAACCUAAAGCCUUCUCUUCUAAAAUGUGCCAAGAAACAGCCAUACUUCAAAACCAUUCUUCCAGAAUGUGCCUUGGUGUGACUAACCCUGAAGAUCUCUCUCCUAAAAUGUGCCAGGAAAUAGUUGUAUUUCAAGGCCAUCCUUUCAGAAUGUGCCCUGAUAUGGCUGAACCUGAAGAUCUUUCUCCUAAACUGUGUCAAGAAACAGCUAUAGUCAAAGUCCUUCCUUCUGAAAGUGAAGACAGAGCAGACCUGGAAGGAUGCUCUCCUGAAGCAUUCCCCAAACCAGAUGUGCCUAAAGCCUAUGCUCAUGAAACAUACCAAAAAAGAGCUGAACCUGGGGAAUACAAUUCUGAACCAGAUCAAGGAAUGGCUGAGAUUGAAAGCUUCUUGCCUAAAACAGAAGAAAUAGCCGUGCCUAAAGACCUUUCUAUAAAAACACACCAAGAAACAGUUGAACCUGAACACUUCUCUCAUGAAACUUAUAAGGAAAUUGCUGUGCCUAAAGCACUCUCUCCUGAGGCAAUCCAAGAAAUUCCUGAUGAGGAAUAUCCACCUGAAAUAUACCAAGAAACACCUGGGCCUGAAGACCUCUCCACCAACACAUAUAAAAAUAAGGAUGUAACUGAAGAAUGCUUUCCAGAACCAUACCAAGGAACAAAAGGGCCCCAAGGCCAGGAUCCUAAAGGACACCAGGAGGAAGCUAUGGAUGUUUAUACUUUUCCUCAAGAAAUGGGAGGAAAACCCAAGGCAGAAGAACCAAAUAUACCGGCAAUUCCAAACGUUCCUCAAGAGAUUCAUCCAGAAAAUGACGUCUAUAGUUAUGUUUUGUUUUAACGAUGCUCAACCAUCACAGUUGUCCAACAAAAUACACAUCUUAAUAUAUGUGUAAUUUUCUCAAAAUAUUGUAGAUCUCUACAAUA